Molecule: messenger RNA, 1971 nt
Organism: Aspergillus alliaceus
Lineage: Eukaryota; Fungi; Ascomycota; Eurotiomycetes; Eurotiales; Aspergillaceae
Product: amino acid permease/ SLC12A domain-containing protein
Exons: 4
Coding region: 175-1824 (549 amino acids)
Biological process (GO): amino acid transmembrane transport
Cellular component (GO): membrane
Molecular function (GO): amino acid transmembrane transporter activity
Source: RefSeq, a predicted model, not a curated record
CCCACGCAAUAAGCAUUUCUCAGUAGCCAGUGGGAUGGCGUGCUUGCUUAUCAUCCGCGGAAAAUUAUUCCCCAAGAAUUCGCACCUCAUUGCGUCGCCGAGAAAAACACUUUUCUCGUUCACCCCUCGAACGACAGCAGGGAAGAACAGGGAGAGUCAGAACUCAAUGAUAAAAUGGCAGAACCUUUGAAGAGCCCCGCACAUGAUGGUCGCGAAGUAUCACCACGGCCCCAGCCAGAGGGAGAAUGGGCGCCGGUGCUCGAUGAUGGAGAGCAACAAAUUGUAUCGCAACACGAACGCCAGGAUCUGCGUCGCGGGCUAUCGCAACGACAUGUGCAGAUGAUUGCUAUUGCGGGCGCCAUUGGGACGGGACUUUUCCUUGGUCUAGGGGGCGCCAUCGCGACCGGCGGACCGCUGGGAGCUCUACUCGGCUACAUUUUUGUCGGGUUCAUUGUAUGCUGCAUUCAGUACGCGUUGGGUGAGGUCUCCGCGCUGAUGCCGGUGACCGGUUCGUUCGUGCGCCACGCUGAGCUCCUUGUUGACCCAGCCUUGGGCUUUGCCAUUGGCUGGAACGUCGUGUAUGGUGCCUUUCUAUCUGUCCCGAGUGAGAUAUCCGCGGCCGUGGUGAUGAUCCAGUUCUGGACAGACAUCAAUGCUGCAGUCUGGGUGACCAUCCUGAUCGUCGUGUCCGCUCUUGUAGCCUUCGCACUUGUACGUGUGUAUGGUGAGGUCGAAUUCUUUUUCGCCAUACUCAAGAUCCUGUUGGUUGUCUUCGUCGUUAUUCUCGGCCUGGUCAUCGACCUCGGCGGAAUACCUGGCAAGCCACGGUUGGGCUUUCACUACUGGAAGCAAGGUGCAUUCGUUGAAUACAUAGCUGAUGGCGCCUGGGGUCGCUUUCUCGGCUUCUGGGCCGUCAUGACCAGUGCAGUCUACUCGUUUGCGGGCGUGGAAAGCUUAGCGAUGGCCGCAGCAGAGACGAGGAACCCACGACAUAACAUACCCAAAGCUUGCCGGCGGGUCUUUGUCCGGGUAACAUUGUUCUAUCUGGCCGCAGUGCUUGUCGUGGGCAUGCUCGUCUCGAGCUCUGACCCUAGACUCCGAGACGACUCUGGCACCGCCGCGACAAGCCCCUUCGUGAUCGCUGCAGGUGACGCCGGCAUCAAAGCGAUUCCCUCAAUUGUCAAUGCAGUCUGUAUCACUUCUGCAUGGUCCGCCUCCAAUCAAAGCAUGUUGGCCGGUACACGAACUCUCUACGGUCUCGCCGUCAAGGGACAUGCGCCGAAAAUCUUCCUCCGUACAUCCUCUUGGGGUGUCCCUUACAUGUGUGUCGCCGCGCAGACAGCAGUGUCCUUUCUAGCCUAUAUGUGUGUUUCCAACAGCGCCUUGACUGUGUUCUAUUGGCUCCUCGACCUAACGGCGGCCGGUGUUCUGGUCUCGUGGAUUGCAAUCGCAUUCAACCAUAUCCGUUUAAUGCAAGCACUUAAGGCGCAAGGAAUCCCGGCCAGCGAGCUGCCCUGGCAUAAUCGCAUAACUUAUUUCUCCUCCUGGUUCGCCUUCAUCAUGUGCAUAAUAAUCCUUCUUACCGGUGGAUUCACCGUCUUCACUGCCGGCAACUGGGACCCUGCCUCAUUCGUGUCCUCAUACCUGGAUAUCCCACUCGUCCUAUGCGCAUACGGGCUGUACAAAGUACUUCGCCGAACGAAGAUUGUCCCUUUGAAGGAAGUGCCAAUUCGCCAAGCGCUGGAGGAAGCCCGUAAUGACCCGGAAAAUGUACCCAUCAAGAAGCCUCAAGGGUGGAGGAAAUUGAAUAUUCUGUGGGAAUGAAACGUGACAUGGUUAGCCUUGUUAGAGAGAUAUUAAUUUCACAGCUAUAUGUGUGCUGGCUUCUUCCGUGUCCUGUCUCGUGCGGAUUAUGAUUUGUUAAAGGUGGUAUAUCGCAAGGCUCGAAGCCCCCUACGCCGGGGGUCAAAU